Uranotaenia lowii is the source of this 1754-nucleotide messenger RNA. RefSeq names its product probable isocitrate dehydrogenase [NAD] subunit alpha, mitochondrial (gene Idh3a). The record is from RefSeq and is a predicted model, not a curated record. The transcript has 5 exons. Gene Ontology annotation, molecular function: isocitrate dehydrogenase (NAD+) activity; NAD binding; magnesium ion binding. Lineage: Eukaryota; Metazoa; Arthropoda; Insecta; Diptera; Culicidae. Gene Ontology annotation, cellular component: mitochondrion. Gene Ontology annotation, biological process: tricarboxylic acid cycle; isocitrate metabolic process. The coding region runs from base 133 to 1197 and encodes 354 amino acids.
AUUGUCAAACGCAGCAAAAACCGCAGCUGUCUUCACUUUUCUUCAUUCAUCAGUUUCGAUCGCGCGUUCACGUCUUUUUGAUUACGCGAAGUACUGAGACAAGUCGGGUUCGAGUGUUGUGCGCUUCAAAAUAUGGCAGCGAAAAUUAUUAAAAAUUUUGUGUCCAUACCAGUCGGAGCCCGCGGGUAUGCCUCCGGUACGAAGAAGGUUACUCUAAUCCCAGGAGAUGGCAUUGGACCAGAGAUUUCUGCUGCCGUGCAAAAAAUUUUCCAAGCUGCCAGCGUCCCAAUCGAAUGGGAAUCCGUGGACGUCACUCCGGUCCGAAACCCGGACGGUAAAUUUGGCAUUCCACAGGGUGCUAUUGAUUCUGUGAACCGCAAUAAGGUUGGCCUGAAAGGACCAUUGAUGACUCCUGUUGGCAAGGGUCAUCGUUCGCUAAAUUUGGCCCUCCGUAAGGAAUUCAACCUUUAUGCUAACGUGCGUCCAUGCCGUAGCUUGGAAGGCUACAAAACCCUGUACGACAACGUUGACGUUGUGACCAUCCGCGAGAACACCGAGGGCGAGUACUCCGGUAUCGAGCACGAGAUCGUCGACGGCGUGGUACAGAGUAUCAAGCUGAUCACCGAAGAGGCCUCGAACCGUGUGGCCGAGUACGCCUUCAAAUACGCCAAAGACAACAACCGCAAGAAGGUGACCGUUGUGCACAAAGCUAACAUCAUGCGUAUGUCGGACGGUUUGUUCCUGCGGUGCUGCCGUGACAUGGCCAAAAAGUUCCCGGAAAUCAAAUUCGAGGAAAAGUACCUGGACACGGUUUGCCUGAACAUGGUGCAGGAUCCUAGCAAGUUUGAUGUGCUUGUUAUGCCAAAUCUGUACGGUGACAUCAUGUCCGACAUGUGCGCUGGUUUGGUAGGUGGAUUGGGUUUGACCCCAUCCGGCAACAUGGGCCUGAAUGGUGCGUUGUUCGAGUCAGUUCACGGAACGGCUCCAGACAUCGCUGGUAAGGAUUUGGCCAACCCCACUGCUUUGCUACUGUCAGCUGUCAUGAUGCUGAGGCAUAUGGAACUCAACACUCAUGCCGAUAAGAUUCAGAACGCGUGCUUCGAAACGAUCAAGGAAGCUAAGUAUUUGACCGGCGAUCUCGGUGGCAAAGCCAAGUGCUCCGAGUACACCAACGCUAUUUGCGAAAAAAUUAAGUAAAGCAAACAAAUCUUCCAGUGAAAAUCCUCUCAGUGACGAAUUCAAACAAUUAACCAACACACCAGUCAGUCAGUUUUAUAGUGCAAAUCAGAAUAAUUUUUGAAACUUUUUUUUCGACAUUGUCUGUAGCAAGACGUGGAAGAAAUUUUUCAAAUAUGUUCAACUGUUAGGAAAAAUGUCUAAGAUUAGCCCAUCCAAAGCGUGAUGAUCAUUUCAAGCAGGCAGUAUUACCAACUAAUUGCAAGUCAUCAGUAAAGUUAAAAGUAAACCACAAAUCUCAGACAAUAACGAAUAAUGCAAAAAUAAAACAGGUCCGGAAAAGUGAAUGCCGUUUCCCGUUCUUCAAAAAAAAAAUCCUUCCUUGCCUUGACUUGAUGGUAAACAAAAUUCACUUUCAAUGCAAACUCCACGUCGAUCCUCGUCGUUUGGUUUUCCGUGACAAACUAUUGAUAGUUAAUGGUGCGAUAUCGCUAAACAUUUUUAUUUAUUUCUGAAAUUAUAGACAACCGAUAAUGUUACUUAACGAAUAAUCAAUACAAAAAGCCAUAGAAGAUCGA